GCCCAUAAAAGCCUUGCGGGCCGAACCAGUUCCCAGCCUCGCUGUGGAUCACUCACGCCGACGAGAAGAAGCCCGCAUCUCUUGGCCGCGACGGUGCUUGCAGCAGCAGGUGAUAACCUGAGUCCCCGAGCCCGGCACCGGAGGGCGAGAUGAACGCGCUGGCCUCCCGAGCCGUCCAGAUCUGCGAUCGCUGGUGGCACCCCGAGCCGGCGUUCUUGCCCCCCGGGUGACGCGCAGCCCCGAGUCGCCCAGACAGAUGGCCCCAGGCCAAGUACCCCAUCAGCCUGCCCCCUGGAGGGAUACCUACCCCUUUUUCCUCCUGUCCCCGCUGAUGGGCCUUCUCAGCAGGGCCUGGAGCCACCUGAGGGGCCCAGGACCUCCAGAACCCUGGAUGUUGGAAGCAUUAACCGGAACCCAUCCGGGAGAAGCUGGCCCGGGGGGAGAAGCUAAGACAUUUCCCGCCACCUGCCAUGCCCCCUGGGGCAGGUACUUUCAAGGGGAGACUGGAGACAGUGGAGCAGCUGAGGAUGAUGAAGUGUUCUGGGAGGGCUGCCAUGAUCUAAAAGCCAACAGUUCUCCUCUUGAAGCCUGGGAGUUUUCAGAGGAUGAUGAAGAGUAUGGUGGGGAACAAGCAACUAGUGUCCCUAAAGAGCAGGGAAGUGAAUUUAUAGAUGGCCAGCCUGCUUCCUUGUCCCCCAGCCUUCUGGUAAGAGCCCUGCAAGAACCUCCUGGAGAGGAGAAAUCUGAGGAAGGAGCUGCGGAAGUUGAAGUGGUCACGUUCUUCUCUUUUCCUCCAUCACACUCACCAGGGGAGGAGGAGGAAGAGGAGGGAGAAGCUGUAAACAAAGAAGCUGCCAGAAGCCCUACUGCCCCUUUAUCUCCAGGAUCCAAGCCCAAAGCUUGGGUGUACUGUGCUGGGGAGGAAGAGGAUCAAGCCACAGAGGAAAAAAGAACAGAGAAUAAAGAAGUCAUAAAGAACUCCGUUUCCCCCUCAUUUUCAGGCUUUCACCCCAGGGCCUGGGAGUGUUGUUCAGGAGAGGAAUCUGAGGAGGAGGAAGAUGAAUUCAGUGAUUCAGGAGCAGCUGAGGAGGAGGGAGAAGCUGAGGGUCCCUCUUCCAUCCCAUCCACAAGUGCCCUUGUGAGGGCCUGGGUGUAUCGACCAGGAGAGGACACAGAGGAAGAAGAUGAGGACAGUGACUGGGGAUCAGCUGAGGGUCCCUCUUCCAUCCCAUCUACAAGUGCCCUUGUGAGGGCUUGGGUAUAUCGACCAGGAGAGGACACAGAGGAAGAAGAGGACAGUGAUUGGGGAGCAGCUGAGGAGGAGGGAGAAGCUGAGGGUCCCUCUUCCAUCCCGUCCACAAGUGCCCUUGUGAGGGCCUGGGUGUAUCGACCAGGAGAGGACACGGAGGAAGAAGAUGAGGACAGUGACUGGGGAUCAGCUGAGGGUCCCUCUUCCAUCCCAUCUACAAGUGCCCUUGUGAGGGCUUGGGUAUAUCGACCAGGAGAGGACACAGAGGAAGAAGAGGACAGUGAUUGGGGAGCAGCUGAGGAGGAGGGAGAAGCUGAGGGUCCCUCUUCCAUCCCAUCCACAAGUGCCCUCGUGAGGGCUUGGGUGUAUCGACCAGGAGAGGACACAGAGUUAGAAGAUGAGGACAGUGAUUGGGGAGCAGCUGAGGAGGAAGGAGAAGCUGAGGCCACAGAUACCUUUUCAAGGGCCUGGGUAUAUAGGCCAGGAGAGGACACAGAGCCGGAAGAGGAUUCAGAAGCAGCUAACUCUGAGCCAAGUCCCUCCCUUCAGGCUCAGAGCACCCUCCACCGGGGCUGGACAUACCGGCCUGGAGAGGACACAGAGGGAGGGGAAGUUGCUGAGGAGUGGGGAGAAGCUGAGCCCUGCCCCUUCCGAGUGGCCAUCUAUUUACCUGGGGAGAAGCCACCACCUCCCUGGGCUCGUCCUCGGCUGCCCCUCCGACUGCAGAGGCGACUCAAGCCCACAGAAACCCCCACCCGGCAUCCAGACCCUGAGACUCCCCUAAAGGCCAGAAAGGUACACUUCUCUGAGAAGGUCUCUGUCCAUCUCCUGGCUGUCUGGGCAGGACCGGCCCAGGCCGCCCGCCGGGGACCUUGGGAGCAGCUCGCCCGGGAUCGCAGUCGCUUCGCCUGGCGGAUUGCCCAGGCACAGGAGCAGCUGGGCCCCUGUCUCACCCCUGCCGCCCGGGCCAGGGCCUGGGCCCGCUGUGGGAACCCUACCCCUCCUCUGGCCGCCACACCUGCUCCUCCCCAGAUCUCACCAUUGUCCUCCAUCCAGGCCACACCCUUGAGCCAUGUUGGGGCAUCUCCCUCCACUCCUGUGUCCCCGUCUCCUUGCCUGGACCUCAGUGGGAGGAGUGGCUAAGAUCAUGGAGUUUCCUGUUUCUAUUAGCUAUUUAUUUUGGGGGGGUUGUUAUAUCUAAGAAAUAAAACCUGCUGAUUUGUAGCAAAGCAA
This is a messenger RNA of Leptonychotes weddellii (Weddell seal), 2482 nucleotides long. It is a transcript of the gene PPP1R15A, whose product is annotated as protein phosphatase 1 regulatory subunit 15A. NCBI's taxonomy places the organism in Eukaryota, Metazoa, Chordata, Mammalia, Carnivora, Phocidae. The record is from RefSeq and is a predicted model, not a curated record. Gene Ontology annotation, molecular function: protein phosphatase regulator activity. Gene Ontology annotation, cellular component: endoplasmic reticulum; protein phosphatase type 1 complex. Gene Ontology annotation, biological process: response to endoplasmic reticulum stress.